AGGGGAGAAAAAAAAGUCAAACUCGUCGCGGAAUAAGAAGAUGCCACGCAAGCGACGCGCCUCGACGCCGACAUUGGAAGCGGACGAAGACGAAUUCGCAUCCGAGGGGAAGUACAGCAAGGAUGAUUUGGAGAGCCGUGCGCCGAGGAACGCGGCUAACGCUAGGGAACGGGCUCGAAUGAGGGUGCUAAGCAAGGCGUUUUGCAGAUUAAAAACGACUUUACCUUGGGUACCGGCCGACACGAAACUCAGCAAAUUGGACACCCUCCGCCUGGCGGCUACGUACAUCGCUCAUCUUCGAGCGGUUCUCAGAGACGACACGGACGCGCAUUCCGAGACUAGAUCUUUGUCUUUGGCUCUAUCAUGGCCGUUUACUUUUCAAAGUGGUAACGCUUCCAUGUUGAUGAACAACAGUUGUAACGUAUCAUCGUCAACUUCAUCGAGUCCUAAUCAGUACCGUGGUCAGCAGGGAGCACACGAGAUCCAGAAUUUCCAUCAUUCUGGACAUCAUCAAGCCAUGUCACUACGUCACAAUCACGAGUCGCUUUCCUAUUUCUAAUAAAGCUUUUUUAUCGAAGGGUUAAAAUACGAGAAAAGAACAUUCUGUUCGUGAACAAAAAAAAAGAAAAAAAUUUCUUCACUUGCAACAGCGUUAUUAUAUAAAAUCGUGAAAAUGAAAAUUUAUAUUUAUUUCAAAGUGCCUUAUCGUUUUUACUAUUUAUUGAUCUAUAUUCAUUUUAAGAACAUUUAUUGUAAUAUCUUUAGAUUAGAUCACAUUAUUGUAACCAAAGCGUAAAUACUAGUCCAAUAAAAUAUUUCUAUACAGUUAUAAACUGCAAUUAUUAU
This is a messenger RNA of Apis dorsata (giant honeybee), 846 nucleotides long. It is a transcript of the gene HLH54F, whose product is annotated as transcription factor 21. The record is from RefSeq and is a predicted model, not a curated record. Gene Ontology annotation, biological process: regulation of transcription by RNA polymerase II; developmental process. Bases 41 to 559 code for a protein of 172 amino acids. Gene Ontology annotation, molecular function: DNA-binding transcription factor activity, RNA polymerase II-specific; RNA polymerase II transcription regulatory region sequence-specific DNA binding; protein dimerization activity. NCBI's taxonomy places the organism in Eukaryota, Metazoa, Arthropoda, Insecta, Hymenoptera, Apidae. The transcript has 3 exons.